Molecule: messenger RNA, 1182 nt
Organism: Myotis davidii
Lineage: Eukaryota; Metazoa; Chordata; Mammalia; Chiroptera; Vespertilionidae
Gene: GPSM1
Product: G-protein signaling modulator 1
Exons: 7
Coding region: 1-1134 (377 amino acids)
Molecular function (GO): protein binding
Source: RefSeq, a predicted model, not a curated record
AUGGGCGAUGCCCUGUGGCUCCUGUUCCGAGCCCCUGCCAGCCCUUCCCUGGGCCACUUGUCCGGCCGUUACCUCCUGAGCCUCUUUUCUCAGCUCUUCCGCACCCUCUCCUGCCAGUUCUCUAACUUGGCAGUUUUCGCCUCAUGCCUGGAGCUGGCCCUGGAGGGCGAGCGGCUCUGCAAGGCUGGGGACUUCAAGGCGGGCGUGGCCUUCUUCGAGGCGGCCGUGCAGGUGGGCACCGAGGACCUGAGGACGCUGAGCGCCAUCUACAGCCAGCUGGGCAACGCCUACUUCUACCUGAAGGAGUACGCCCGUGCCCUGGAGUACCACAGGCACGACCUGCUGCUGGCCCGAGGCCACUCCUCAGCCGCCUCAGUGGCCGGACCCCCAGCCCCAGCCCCAGCCCGUGCGGUGCUGGCAGGCGCCGGACACGGCUCUGACCGACUCGCCCCCAGGAGGAACCUGUCCCUGGUGAAGGAGCUGGGCGACCGGGCGGCCCAGGGCAGGGCCUACGGCAACCUGGGCAACACCCACUACCUGCUGGGGAGCUUCGUGGAGGCCACGACCUUCCACAAGGAGCGCCUGGCCAUCGCGAAGGAAUUUGGAGACAAGGCCGCCGAGCGGAGGGCCUACAGCAACCUGGGGAAUGCCCACAUCUUCCUGGGGCGCUUCGACGUGGCGGCCGAGUACUACAAGCCUUGCCGGCCACUAGGGGGCGAGCAAGCCACGCCGGGAACCCUGGUAGCUGAAUGUCCAGCCCCCCCACUCCGCUCCUCUUGGGCCGCCCACCCCUGGACACCAACCCUCGACCUUCCCACCUCCUGUCAGGCUGGGCCUGACCACCUGGACGCGGGGGCAUGGGAGGCCUGGGGGAGGGGCGUGCAGGUGUGGACUGUUUCCCUCCCUGGCAGAGUGGGCGAGGGCCGGGCGUGCUGGAGUCUGGGGAACGCCUACGUGUCCAUGGGGAGCCCGGCGCAGGCCCUGACCUUCGCCAAGAAGCACUUGGAGAUCUCGCAGGAGGUGAGCCAGGCCGGCCCUGCCCCGGCCCCAGCGCUGCCCCGGCCGCGCGGGAAGCCCCCAGGCACCCAGCCCACUCCCGUCCGGCCAGGUGCCCUGUGCGCUCCCGGUUCCUGAACUGUCCUGUGUCCUCUCGGUCCAUCACUGUGUGCUGCCCAGGGGCUG